AUGGACGCGAGCAUCAAGCGCGCGCUCUCAACACGCGGGUCCAAGGUCGAGCUCGAGUUGCUGAGCGACCUGAACCGCCGGCUUUCGUCGGCACCGACGCUGACCCACGUCGCGGCCAACGCGGUCGCCAUCUUCUCAGCGACGUCGCUCGUCGUCGUCGAGGGCGGGUCGUCGUGCUUUUACUCGGUGCACUUUACCUUCCAGCGACCGCCGACGCAGCCGGUCGUGCUCACGCCGUGGAACACGUCGCCCCGCAUCAAAGUGUACCCGUCCGUGAUCCUCUUUACGCCCGAGACGGCGCACAAGCCGCAGUUUUUUCGCGUGACAGCCAUGGAGAACUGCGACCCGAGCAUUCUCACCGAAUCGAUUCAGCACCGCACCAACAGCGUCGACGCCGGCUUUUCAGGCGCCCGCGUCCGGUACGAGCCAAACACAGUGUCGGUUCGGAUCGUGCGCAACGACGGCAAGCACAUCUUUACCACAGGCGACGCAACGUACGGCGCGCUCGGCCACGGCUCGUUCGACUCGUCGUUUGCGUUUACGGAAAUCCCGGUCGCAAAUUUCGACAUGCGAUCAAUGACCGACGAGCCAAGUGCGCGCCGCAGCGUCUUGCUGACAAAGGUCGCCUCGGGCCAUCAGCACACGCUCGUGCUGGAUGCAAACGAUCGACUCUUUGUCUUUGGCAACUCGAACCAAGGCCAGCUCGGUAUUACCGGGCUCAAAUGCAGUACAAAGCCACGGCUGUGGGACGGACGCGACGUGGACGGGGGCCUGCACAUGCAUAUCAAGGAUGCUGCGUGCGGCGGCGACCACUCGAUGGUCCUUACGGACGACGACGACGUGCUCACGUGGGGCAGCAAUGAGCAUGGGCAACUGGGUGCUGCCCUUGAAGAUGCUGGAAACGGGGAGUUUCUGGACACGCCGCGCGUCCUUCGACUACCAUCGCGAAGCAAAAUUGCGCAGGUUGCUUGCGGUCUCAAGCACUGCGCCUUGCUCUUGGACGAAGGAACGGUCUUGACGUUUGGGUACGGCAAGUCGGGGGCCUUGGGUCACGGGACGGUGGACGCUCCCCGACGCGAGGACGAAGCCUCGCCGAGACCAGUCCAGUCGCUGUCCAAAACCCACAUUUUUCACAUUGCAUGCGGCGAGAUGCACACGGCGGUUGUUUCGAGUGCUGGCGAUCUCUACACGGCCGGUUGGGGCGAGAACGGCCGGCUUGGGCGCCUCGAAGCCAAAGACACCCUCAGCUCCACUUUUGAACGCGUGGAGCUCAAGCAGCGCAAGUGUACGUACGUUGCGUGCGGCGGGGCGCACACGAUGCUGCUCACCGACACGCGGGACGUCUUGGCGUUUGGCGCCAACCACUAUGGACAGCUGGGUCUUGGAGACUGCCGCGACCGCCACCGGCCGUCGCCCGUCAUCUUCUUUCGCAAUGUGCUCGUGUACGACAUCAAGCUCGGGCAAACCCACUCGCUGGCCAUCUCGGACAAGCACUUGCUCUACGCCUGGGGUAACGGCGAGCAAGGGCAGUGCGGCGUCGGGAGCUACCCACAGCUGUACACACUGCCCCACCUCGUGCGUUCUCUUGUCGGGUGCCAUGUCGUGCAGGUGUCGGCGGGCGCCGCGUUCACCGUUGUCUUGACGAGCUCAACACCGGCCGACGUGGCCGAGCGGCACCAAAUGGACCGGACGCUGGCGAAAGAAGCCGACGACAUUGUCGCCGACGACGUGCUCCACCGCGAAGCCGUGCGCGACGAACUCCGCUUGCAGCAUCAGCGCCGGCUCGCCCAGCGCCACGCCGCAGCCACGACGCCGCUGACGGCCCUCUGGCAACAGCUCGACGCGGCCUCCAAGGCGCACUUGGAAAUCACCAAGCCGCAAGCGACCAAGCCUACCACGCCGUCCUCUGCAUCGGCGGUGCUGCAGUCCAAAAGCCUCCGGCGUGCGCUGCAAAGCGCCAUGGCCACCCAGCGUCCACGAAGUUCUCUGGGAUGCUGCGUCGGCCGCCCCCGCAGUUCGGCUGGUGCUGCAACUCUGUCUGUGUCGCCGUCGAAACGACCAACAUCGCCUCGACCCAAGACAGCGUGGUUCCUCGCGCAGCUUGGUCGCCGUCCACAGACCCCGCCGCCGUCCUACGCGGACGCGAUAGAAAGCGACUAA
Messenger RNA from Saprolegnia diclina VS20, 2160 nucleotides. RefSeq lists its product as hypothetical. Bases 1 to 2160 code for a protein of 719 amino acids. The record is from RefSeq and is a predicted model, not a curated record. Lineage: Eukaryota; Oomycota; Saprolegniomycetes; Saprolegniales; Saprolegniaceae. The transcript has 13 exons.